AUGGUACUUUUACAUGGAAAAUUAGUUAUAGCUGGUGAUAUGACUGUUGGCAAAACAGCUAUUUGCCAUGUCGCUGCAAAUGAUGCAAAUGCAUUUCCUAAAUCAUAUAAUUGUACAAAUAUGGCCGAUCUUGUUCCGAAACAAAUUCGAGUACCAGAUAGUGAUGAUACUGUGGAAUUUUUCUUAAUUGAUAGCGCUGGAAAUUCAAUUUAUCUUGAUUCUUUAAGAGAUAUUUGGGUUACUAUGGAUAUGUAUUGUAUUGUGUACGACAUAACUAAUCGGAAUUCUUUUAAAAAUUGUGGCAUGUGGCUCGAACAAUUAAGUCAAUCACGUGGUGAUCACAAUGUAUUUGGCGUUUUAAUUGGCAAUAAAAAAGAUAAAGAAAACUACCGAGUAGUUUCAACGCAAGAAGGUAAACAAUUGGCUACGAGUCGAAAAUUGGAGUUUUUUGAAUGUUCAGCUAAAGACAAUAAGGGUAUUGCAGAGAUUUUUAAAUAUCUAGCCAGUGAAUUCGUUGGUCGCUAUCGAAAACGUAUAAAAACAUUGGAAAAAAUGGGGCGUGAUAACUAUUAG
Molecule: messenger RNA, 573 nt
Organism: Rotaria socialis
Lineage: Eukaryota; Metazoa; Rotifera; Eurotatoria; Philodinida; Philodinidae
Source: the annotation of a GenBank genome assembly